GGUGGCAACACUGCGUCUCAGCUCACAGGUGUAAACAAACAUGAGUCAAACUAGCAGGUUUAGCGAGCUGGUGAGGUGGCAACACUGUGUCUCAGCUCACAGGUGUAAACAAACAUGAGUCGACCACAAGACGCUCCUCACAAUUGUCCCGGCACCAAUAGUGAAGAUGCGGGUAAAUCAUCAGCCUGUGCUGGCUGUCCCAACCAACAGUUGUGCUCCUCAGGGGCUGCUACUGCUCCUGAUCCAGAUGUAGAUGGUGUUAAGGAGCGUCUUGCUGCCAUCAAGUACAAGAUCUUGGUGCUGUCUGGCAAGGGUGGAGUGGGCAAGUCUACCCUCACCGCUAUGAUUGCUCGGGCGAUCGCUCUUCACGACUCCCACGAGGUUGGCAUCUUGGACAUUGAUAUAUGCGGCCCCUCUCAGCCACGAGUAAUGGGCGCUGAGGAGGAAAAGGUGCAUUCAUCUGGAACCGGCUGGUCACCUAUUUAUGUUGAAGGGAACCUGGCUGUGAUGUCAAUCGGCUUCCUGCUCAAUAAUGCUGAUGAUGCUGUUAUAUGGAGAGGCCCCAAGAAAAAUGGAAUGAUCAAACAGUUCCUACGGGACGUGGACUGGGGUGCUCUGGACUACCUGGUCGUGGACACACCGCCUGGGACAAGUGAUGAACACCUAAGCAUCGUACAGUACCUCUCUGCUGCACCGCCCGUUGCUGCGGUUAUCAUCACGACACCGCAGGAAGUGGCUCUGCUUGAUGUCCGCAAGGAAAUUACAUUCUGCAGGAAAGUGAACAUACCAGUUAUCGGCAUUGUGGAAAACAUGACCACCUUUGUGUGUCCCAAGUGCAAGACUGAAACGGCCAUCUUUCCAGCCACUACCGGAGGUGGUCAACAGUUGGCCGUUGAAACUGGGUUACCCCUGCUCGGCCGGUUACCUUUAGAUCCAAGAGUUGCUCGAGCUUGUGACAACGGACACAAUUUUCUGAGUGAAGAACCAGAUUCUCCAGCCACUUCAGCUUACAAAGAUAUUGCCAAAAAAAUAAUGGAGUAUUGUCAGACUCAGAUGCAGCAACAGUCGUGAUGGGGUAAAGAAAUACAUCAAAUUAUCCUUUGAAUGUAAAACUUGAGUUCAAAUGAAUACUGUUUAGAGAAGUUAAGUCAUUUUUUAGAGCAUUAAAUAAUGUACUUCAUUA
Molecule: messenger RNA, 1183 nt
Organism: Homarus americanus (American lobster)
Lineage: Eukaryota; Metazoa; Arthropoda; Malacostraca; Decapoda; Nephropidae
Gene: Nubp1
Product: cytosolic Fe-S cluster assembly factor nubp1-like
Exons: 9
Coding region: 115-1071 (318 amino acids)
Biological process (GO): iron-sulfur cluster assembly
Cellular component (GO): cytosol
Molecular function (GO): ATP hydrolysis activity; 4 iron, 4 sulfur cluster binding; ATP-dependent FeS chaperone activity
Source: RefSeq, a predicted model, not a curated record